Messenger RNA from Coregonus sp. 'balchen', 7133 nucleotides. The record is from the annotation of a GenBank genome assembly. NCBI's taxonomy places the organism in Eukaryota, Metazoa, Chordata, Actinopteri, Salmoniformes, Salmonidae.
AUGUCGCGUGACGUAUCCCCUCCAUCUGUUUUGGAGGUUGUCAGUUUCAUAGGCAAAGGAGUUGGCGCAGGCGCAGCACUAACAGCUGCUCUCUACCUGCUCCGCAGAGUGUGUUUAAUAAUGGCCUGGAAAUCUGGAGGAGCCAACCACGCAGAGCUUGUAAACAACCUCCGCAGUAAGUUUACUCAUUAUAUAAAGUGGAUAAUUAAGCGUUUUGGUUUAGAUAUCUAAUGCGUAAUAGAGAAAUGCUGCUUUCUCCAAAGCAUGGUGACCACAGUCAGGCUAGGCUAUUAAAGCUAGCCGUUGGGACAUUGCAAACUGCUGUGAUCCUCUGUCGUCCGCUAAUAUCUGGCUGAUGCUUGCAAAUCUGCACCUGCUAGCACAGAUAGACUGCUAACUUAGCUAGUUAACAAUUGCAUGGAAGCAGUAGUGGCUUCAUUUAGUGCAAAGGCAGUCGUAUUUAUGGAUCCUUACAUAUUUUAUGUGCGUCAUAUUGUGCUUUUCCCCAACCUCGUUUAGCUACAGUAGCUAACUAGCUACCAGCCAUAGCUAUGUUGUUGAACCAAAAGAAACAUGGCUAGUUAAUUUGCUAGCUAGCCAGUUUAUAUGAUAGUAAUGUCAAUUCGGGGUAUUCCUGUGUGGUGAUAGAUGAUUUGUCGGCUCAGAUGGUUUGUUUAUAUAGCAGGUUAGGUUAAUUAAAUUGGCAGGUUAGGGGAAUUUAACGUGGCAGGUUAGGAGAAUUUAGGAGACUGAGGUUAAGGUUAGAAAAAAGGUUAGGCCUAGCUACAAUGUCUAUGGCGUCAUCUGUAUCAUAACACCUGCAUGAACGCCAUCCCCCCCCCCAAGCAGUAGAACAUUUGAGGUGCCGGUACUCGGCUCUGGUGAGCUCCUGCCCAAGUCAAGCACUGAUUACGGCCACCACCUGUACUGGAGUGUCCCCGCCUCCCGCCUGUGUACCGGAGUCCUAGCUUAAAUCUGGACUGAUAAAAGUAUAAAGAGGGGUUCCUGCAGAUGCAGGAAUGCCCACAUGCAGGAACGCCAAGAAUUGCUGGCCGCAAUUGCACCCAUCUCAUGUGGUUAGCUAAAAAGCUUACCUGUGGGCGAGGUAUCCAUGCCUUGCAUGUUGAUCCACUGUACUGACUGUACCUACGUUACUGUAGGAUAGGGAAUGCCAUCCUUUGGAGAGAGGCAUGAUCCAACCUUGUUGUUGUUAUUAUAACAGGCUACUGGUCACACACUCAGCACUCAUAGGUAGAGCAAUAUUUAAUCAAAUUUGCAGUCACACCUGACACACCACUGUGGUAGUUAACCUUGCUGUGAAACAGCUAAGAUUUGUUUUUGCAGUGUGUGUGUGUCUGUUUUUGUGUGGGCGCCAUACAGUAAGGAAGUGGGAGGUGACAUGAGAGAGAUGAUGAAAGAAAGAUGGCAGCUUCUCGCUCCAUUUCCCUUCCAGAAUUAGCUGAUUUAGAUGUAUCUAAUAGAUGAGAUCUCUUAAAUUCACCAAUUUACUAAGCAGAUACACUACAUGACCAAAAGUAUGUGGACACCUGCUCGUUGAAAAUCUAAUAAACUUGCUGCUAUAAAAGCCUCCACUCUUCUGGGAAGGCUUUCCACUAGAUGUUGAAACAUUGCUGCGGGGACUUGCUUCCAUUCAGCCACAAGAGCAUUAGUGAGGUCAGGCACUGAUGUUGGGCGAUGAGGCCUAGCUCGCAGUCAGUGUUCCAAUUCAUCCCAAAGGUCUUCAAUGGGGUUGAGGUCAGGGCUCUGUGCAGGUAAUUCAAGAGCAUUAGUGAGGUCAGGCACUGAUGUUGGGCGAUGAGGCCUGGCUCGCAGUCAGUGUUCCAAUUCAUCCCAAAGGUCUUCAAUGGGGUUGAGGUCAGGGCUUUGUGCAGGUAAUUCAAGUUCUUCCACACCGAUCUUGACAAACCAUUUUUGUAUUGACCUUGCUUUGUGCACGGGGGCAUUGUCAUGCUGAAACAGGAAAGCGCCUUUCUCAAACUGUUGCCACAAAGUUGGAAGCACAGAAUCGCCUAGAAUAUCAUUGUAUGCUGUAGCGUUAAGAUUUCCCUUCACUUGAACUAAGGAGCCUGAACCAUGAAAAACCUCCCCAGACCAUUAUUCCUCCUCCACCAAACGUUACAGUUGACACUAUGCAUUCGGGCAGGUAGAGUUCUGGCAUCCGCCAAAUCCAGAUUAGUCCGUCGGACUGCCAGAUGGUGAAGCGUGAUUCAUCACUCCAGAGAACGUGUUUCCACUGCUCCUGAGUCCAAUGGCGGUGAGCUUUACACCACUUUAGCCGAUGCUUGGCAUUGCGCAUGGUGAUCUUAGGCUUGUGUGCGGCUGCUCGGCCAUGGAAACCCAUUUCAGGAAGCUCCCGACGAACAGUUCUUGUGCUUGCUGACAUUGCUUCCAGAGGCAGUUUGGAACUCGUAGUGAGUGUUGCAACCAAGGAUAGACGAUUGUUACGCGCUUCAGCACUCGGCUGUCCCGUUCUGUGAGCUUGUGUGGCCUAACAUUUCGCGGGUGAGCUGUUGUUGCUCCUAGACGUUUCCACUUCACAAUAACAGCACUUACAGUUGACCGGGGCAGCUCUAGCAGGGCAGAAAUUUGACAAACUGACUUGUUGGAAAGGUGGCAUCCUAUGAUGGUGCCACAUUGAACGUCACAGAGCUCUUCAGUAAGGCCAUUCUACUGCCAAAGUUUGUCUAUGGGGAUUGCAUGGGUCUGUGCUCGAUUUUAUACACUUGUCAGCAACUGGUGUGGCUGAAAUAGCCGAAUCCUCUAAUUUGAAGGGGUGUCCACAUACUUCUGUGUGUAUAUAUAGUGUAUUUUUGUAACGAAACUAGAAAGAUCUCCUGAAGACUUGGUGCAGACUGCAGAGAGCAGCUUUUUGGCUUGCCUAUGUCAGUGUCCAACAUGAGUUGGCCAGCAGGCCUAGUUGGCUAUAUUUACACGGUCAGUGUCCAGCAAAGCACUGCAGCAGACACUUUGAUACUAGGGCGGGUCUGAGCGUUUUGCCAAAAGCCCUUUGGGCUUGAUUGUGCCUUGUUCACGUUAAAAUGUAAAUCGCAUAGCUUUAUUCAUUGUGAUACUCUACACUACAAGGACAUAGGCCUAUUUUAUGUUGAGAACAUCUUCUGCGAGAUUAUGGCCAGCUUUUAAUAUGCGCAGGCAGGGACAACACUGCAUCCAGGGAUACAAAAACAUGGGGUAAAACGUGAUGCUGAAGUGGAUUAAUAUUUCAUCCACCAAAGUUGAGUUCUGGGUCAAUUUUAGCAACAUCCAUCCUCCCCCAUUGUCAUGUGCUUUCUGACCCAUUUAGGCCUACUCACCAACUGCAAACCAUAAAUUAGCCUAAACCAGAUUUAAACGGGUCAAACUCAGGAUGCAUGCUAAUUCCUGAAUUUCUAUAUUUUUUUGUAUGCUCCUUAGGCCUUUCUCUGUGAUCUAUAAGGUUAUUAUCACACACCCUGGGUUCAGAACAUCAAGUUAUAUAACUUGUGGACAACCCGACCAAAUUCACAUAGAAAUGUGUGUUAUAGAUCUGUCAUUCUCAUUGAAAGCAAGUCUAACAAGUGGUAAAUCUGUUCUAUGUGUGCUAUUUCUAGGUUUCCCUUAAGUUUCGGUUUUGUACACCAGCUUCAAACAGCUGACAAUACAAUAUUUUCGGUUAUGGAAAAUAUAUUUCACAGCGGUUUAGAUGGUACAAUGAUUCUCUACACUAUACUUGCUUGUUUUGUCACAUAAACUGAAAUUAGGCAAACUUUUAGAAUUUUUGCAACCAGGAAAUGGUGGAGCGAUUUCUACAUAGUGCAUCUUUAAGAGUUGGUCUUUCAAGUGCAAUGUCUUUCAAACAUUAAAUAUAGCUUACUAGCCUAUUGUGUGCAUAUAGCUGCAUUUGAACUUUUCCAUUUGAAGCUGUUGGGAAUGCAGAUGUAAUGUAGACUGGCGACCACUCAGCAAUAUAGUUGUUGGGGCCUGGGGUCUCGUGGAGAAAUAAGAGGAGUAACAACUGGCUGUCGCUGGCACUUCCUACUGUUGGCAGCACCUGUCAGUGGAGCCUCCUGUGGAGGGAUUACUUUACUCUGAAGACACUGCAGUGUUUGUGAGUGUGUUACUCUCCACAAAUCCACUGUACCGUUAAACACCUCCUAUCUUCCUCAGAAAAUGGGAUCAUCAAGUCAGACAAGGUCUAUGAAGUCAUGUUGGCCACAGACCGAGGCCAUUUCUCCAGAAACAACCCCUACAUGGACUCUCCACAGGCAAUAGGUGUGCUUAUUUAUUGUAGUACAAUAAAGUAUUGUAAUGCAAAUUCAAUACAUCAGCCAUUGAUGAAUGUUAGAAACUAACUAUCACUUUCUUUGACCCCAAAGGCUAUCAAGCAACCAUCAGUGCGCCACACAUGGUAGGCUUAACUAUGACUUUUAAUAUUUGUUUAAAUUAUUGCAUAUCUUAUCAAUUAUUAUAACUAUCAAACAUUGAUCACCUUGCUCCUAUAAUGUAUACCAACUGAGCUAAUACCAGAGGUUUGCAAGUACAAUGCUGACAGGUGGUGAUGCAGUUGUAUGUUGCCCUCUCCCCCAGCACGCCUAUGCAUUGGAGCUUCUGUACGAUCAGCUGUAUGAUGGGGCCAAAGCUCUGGAUGUGGGGUCUGGCAGUGGAAUCCUCUCUGCGUGCUUUGCACGAAUGGUGAGCUAUAUUAUGAUGAAGGGUAAACACAUAAUAUAGGUAAUGUAUUUUGGUGGUAGGGUUGGGGUACAUUUUCCAUUUCAGGUUUUGGGGAUAUUUUGGGUUCUGUGUAAUGUUUGAUGGCACAGACUUGUAUACCUUCCUAAUUUAUUGUCUUUAACAGGUAGGUCCCAAAGGGAAGGUGAUAGGAAUUGAUCACAUCAAGGAACUGGUAGACGAUUCUAUAACCAAUGUAAAGAAAGAUGACCCCAGCUUGAUAACAUUGGGUAGAAUCAAACUAAUAGGUAAGUCUGAAAAGCAGCAAAGCAAGAUGGAUUUUUAAAAAAAGUUCAAUUUGGUGACUUGUAUUAUUGGGUUAUGAAAAUGUCUUGUACAAAAUAUACAGUUCAAAUAUAAAAUAUAAGCUUAAAAUAGGGUUGCUGACUGUCAAGUAAGGAAUGUUUCAAAGUAGUCUAAUGGAUGUGUUGACUCAAAGUCACUCCUUGGGAUAGGAACACAAAGCAGCUCAGUUGACGUGGGUGCAGCACUGUCUGCUGAAUUAUUGAAAGGAGAGUGCCUUCUUUUGCCUGUACUGCAGUCAACCAACAUCAGUGUCAGAGGCCAGAGACGAGGUCGAGGUGGCAUCGCACAGCUCUGAUGUGUGCCCUGGCACUCUGCCUCAGUGUGGCCUGCUUGACGGGUAUAAGGCUGGCACUGCGUAGCGGACUGGCAGCGUGUGAGUGACAGCUGCUGCCUGUUUGUUACGUUACAGUGGGAGACGGGCGGAUGGGCCAUCCAGAGGAGGCGCCUUACGAUGCCAUUCACGUGGGCGCGGCAGCACCCAACGUGCCACAAGCAGUAAGUUCAAAUGAAGGCAUCAAAGGGUCCCAGUUAAUAGGAGUCACAUCGCCUCAAUCCACCAUCAUUCUUAGGAAUGCUGUGGUCAGAGUAGAGAUCAAAACCAGCACUGACAUUAACUCUGUGUACCCUGGUCUAUUCAGGUGUAACUACACUGUAGCAUAUUUUGCUGCUAGGCUAGCCAUUGCAUUGUUAAUGUGAACAGCUUGUCUUAGAAGACUAGUCUAGUCUGAUGGGGUGGAGAACUGGGAAUGUUUGGACCGGGGGGGGGGGGGGGGGUUGUUAUCUGGUUCUGACCCAGUGAGUCUCCUCUCCUUCUGUCCUCUCCUCCCUCAGCUCCUGGACCAGCUGAAGCCAGGCGGCAGGCUGAUUCUGCCCGUGGGGCCGGCCGGAGGGAACCAGAUGCUGGAACAGUACGACAAGCUGGAGGACGGCAGCACCAAGAUGAAGCCCCUGAUGGGGGUGAUUUACGUGCCUUUAACAGACAAAGAGAAGCAGUGGUCCAGGUGGAAGUGACUUCUUACUCCCUCUCCCCCCUCUCUCCUUCACACAAUGGGCAAAGGUGAAAUGGUGUAGCCUGGAGCAGAUAAUGGAUCCCAAGGGGCUGUGUUUGCUGCUUGUCAUCAUUAAUUGCUUCAUCCAUACCAUGUCAACUGGCUGCACGUUUUCUUACUUUUAAUCCCGUAAACUAGUAUGCUAUUUUAGAGCUGUUCAGCUAAGCAAGUGUGCAGUGAAGCAAACAAUCAAGUGUGGAUUCUGUUUGGUAUUAUAAAUUGUUUUCUUUGGAGUUGAAAUGUCAUGUCAAUAAUGUUUAAAGUGUUUGAUGGUUGGCAUUUGGCUGUGAUACUUCUGGCAUGAGAUCUUAUCAAUUUGAUCUUAUCAAUUUGGCUGCAUAAUAUCCUAUUUCUUCAUUGGUUAAAUCUGAAGAGAUGGAGAAAUCCAAUAACCAUAGGGAUAUUUGGAUUUUGCACAUGGUGUGGGGCUUUCUAUAGCAGAUUGUGCAUGGGAGUGUCUAACUGACCUUCAGUUGCAUGACAAGAGGGUGUUGAUAUGAUUUGACAUAGUAUAUUUAAUCUUAAUGUCCAUCUAAUAAUCUCUUGCCUAUUAUUUCUCACAGGGAUGAACUCUGAAGCGACAGACUGUCCAUAUUCCACAUGUCAGUGUGAGGCUGGAGGAGACUACUUUGGCUUCCAACAACAGCCAUUGGAAUUUUUUCAAAACAUAACAAACCAUGGUGAUUGGUUUUCUUUAUCAUGCUGAGGAAUAACCCCUGAUUUUGGGAAUAAGACUGUUAGAGAUUUAACAGAAGAAAGUGUUGGGGUUAUUAUUUUUUCCAGGUCUGCAUUGUUUUGGGUUGUGAAUUUUCCUUUUGAUUUUCUGCAGGAUUUUGAGCUAGUUUUAAUUUUGGUUACACCUGUGAGUUGCAAUCAACCAUUUCAACAAUAAUGCAUUUCAGCUCCAUCAAAGCUGAGUGUAAAGAGGUUGCCAGACUGUUCUGAUAAGGAAAGCCGGAGUUGAUGAGAUUAUUCACCCACUUGCUGUAGAUUGCACCUGAAGAUCUGACUGUAGAUAUCUUUACUGCUCUGCUAACAUAUAUCAGCCACCCC